ACCACUGUGAACCUCAUUAUCCUGUACCCCGAAGUCAUCACAAUGGCCAGGUGGGCUCUGGCUCAGGGCCCUCUGUGACAUCACCAACGUCCCAUCCCUGGGGGCCUGUCUCCCAGUUGCGAGGACAAGCAAACCCACCAUGAGCGACUUCCUCCCCUGCCUCUGCUCACCAUGCGGACGCUGAAAUGGUUCUUGUUCCUGCCUCUGUGCUUCUCCUGCGGCUACGCCUUCAUGUUUUCUUCUCUGAGAGAUGAGGCCAAUGAACCCCAGGGGAAGGUGCCUUGUGGGGGGCACUUUCGGAUCAGGCAGAAUCUACCGGAGCAUGCCCAAGGCUGGCUUGGGAGCAAGUGGCUGUGGCUUUUUUUCGUUUUUGUGCUCUAUGUGAUACUGAAGUUUCGAGGAGAGAGUGAGAAGAAUAAGGAGCAGAAUCCUCCUGCCCUUCGAGGCUGUUCGUUACGCUCUCCACUAAAGAGAAAUCAAAAUGCUUCCCCCAGCAAAGACUAUGCAUUCAAUACCUUAACCCAACUCGAGAUGGACCUUGUGAAAUUUGUGUCCAAGGUGCGGAAUCUUAAGGUCGCCAUGGCAACUGGCAGUAACCUCAAGCUUCCAAGCUCAGAGGUACCCACAGUUCCACACAAUAAUAUUACAAUAUAUGAGAUAUGGGGAGAAGAAGACUCUGACUGA
This is a messenger RNA of Propithecus coquereli (Coquerel's sifaka), 684 nucleotides long. RefSeq names its product protein FAM209A-like. NCBI's taxonomy places the organism in Eukaryota, Metazoa, Chordata, Mammalia, Primates, Indriidae. The record is from RefSeq and is a predicted model, not a curated record. The transcript is spliced from 2 exons. Bases 172 to 684 code for a protein of 170 amino acids.